Molecule: messenger RNA, 2703 nt
Organism: Archocentrus centrarchus (flier cichlid)
Lineage: Eukaryota; Metazoa; Chordata; Actinopteri; Cichliformes; Cichlidae
Product: GTPase IMAP family member 8-like
Exons: 3
Coding region: 1-2703 (900 amino acids)
Molecular function (GO): GTP binding
Source: RefSeq, a predicted model, not a curated record
AUGGCCUCAGCAUCAUCUGUGUCUGCACUCCGGAUUGUGAUAUUUGGAAAAAGUGAUGAGAAAAAAACAAAGAUGGGUAAUUUUAUCAUUGGAAAAGAAGGUUUUCACAGUCAAAAAUCUCCCAUCUGUACAGCACUUUGUGGAGAGUGGAAAGAAAAAAUACUGACUGUGAUUAAAACUGUUGAUCUCUUCAGUAUAUCUGAGGAAACCGUUCAAGAAGAGUUGAAGAAGUGCUCAAGUCUUUGCCUUCCUGGACCAAAUGUAUUGCUGCACUUAAUUAAGCCUUCAGAUUUCAAAGAGGCAGAAAAUCAGAGGCUGAAGUUCAUCCUGAGUUUCUUUAAUGAAGAUGCACACAAACACUCAAUGGUCAUUAUAACAAAAAAUGAGAAGGGAGAUUAUUCCUCAGCAAAUGAGUUAAUUAGGGACUGUAACAACCAGCAGUCAACAAUAAAUCUUGACAGAAAUAAUUAUCAAGAUUUCAUGGAACAGAUAGAGAGCAUAGUGAAAAACAACAGUGGAAAGUAUCUGACCUUAAAAACACCUGAUUGUUCAAAAUCCAGUGUGAACCUGGUUCUGUGUGGGAGGAGAGGAGCAGGGAAGACUUCAGCAGUCAAGGCCAUUUUAGGUCAGACUGAGCUUCAUUCAGUCUCCAGCUCAGAGUGUGUUAAACAUCAGGGAGAGGUGUGUGGACGCUGGGUUUCCCUGGUGGAGCUGCCUGCCUUGUAUGGAAAACCUCAGGAGGCAUUGAUGGAGGAAUCACUCAGGUGUAUCUCCCUCUGUGAUCCUGAGGGUGUCCAUGCCUUCAUCCUGGUCAUACCUGUGGCUCCCCUCACUGAUGAAGACAAAGGAGAGUUAGAGACCAUCCAGAACACGUUCAGCUCUCGAAUCAGUGACUUCACCAUGAUUCUGUUCACUGUGGAAUCAGAUCCUACAGCUCCAGCUGUUGAUAACUUUGUGAGGGGAGACACAUACAUCCAGGAGCUCCAACAGCGAUGUGGAGGAAGAUUUGUUGUUCUCAACAUCAAGGACAAAGAGCAGAUCCCAGAGCUGCUUGAUUUUGUGAACAAAAUGAAUACAUGCUGCUAUACAACAGAAACAUUUGCACAUGCUCAGAUAGAUAAAGUCACUCAAGUACAAGCUGAACUUAGAGACCUGAAGAAAAAGAUCACUGGUUCUGGUGAGAAGCAGAGCCCAGAGUGUCUCAGGAUUGUGCUGAUAGGAAAGACUGGCAAUGGAAAGAGCUCAUCGGGAUGCACGAUUCUAGGAAGAAGGGAGUUUAAAGCUGAAUCGAGUCAAACAUCAGUCACCAAAUGUUGUCAGAAAGCACAUGGUAAAGUGGACGGUCGUCCUGUUGUUGUGGUCGACACUCCUGGACUGUUUGACUCAACUUUGUCAAAGGAAGAAGUUUGUGAGGAGUUGGUGAAAUGUGUCAGUCUUCUGGCUCCAGGACCACAUGUCUUCCUGUUGGUGUUACAAGUUGGUCGACUAACACCAGAGGAGAAGGAGACAUUAAAACUCAUCAAGGAAGUCUUUGGGAAGAAUUCAGAAAAGUUCACCAUCGUUCUUUUUACAAGAGGAGAUACGCUGGAACAUGAGGAACUGACAUUAGGAGAGUACAUUGAAAGAAAAUGUGAUGAUUCCUUUAAGAAGCUGAUCUCUGACUGUGGAGGAAGAUGCCAUGUAUUCAAUAACUAUGAUAAACAAAACCGCAAACAAGUCAGUGAGCUGAUAACAAAGAUCAGCACUAUGGUGGGAGAAAAUGGAGGCAGCUGCUACACCACAGAGAUGUUCCAAGAGGCUGAAGCAGCGAUACAAACGGAGAUGGAUGAGUACUUCAAGGAGAACAAUGAAAAAAUGCAGAAAGAGAGGGAGGAGUUGGAAAGAAAGCACAAGGAGGAAAUCGAAGAAAUGGAAAGACAAAUGGAAAAACAGAGGGCAGAAACUGAAAAGGAAAGAAAACAAAGAGCCCAAGAAAUCAGGGAAAUGGAGGAGAACAUCAACAAGGAGCGUGAACAGAGGAAGAAAGAACAGGAAACGAGAGAAGAAGAAGAGAGGGAAAGAAAAACAGAGGAAGAAAUUCAGCAGCAAGAGUGGGAACAAAAACUAAAAGCUUUGGAAGAACAAAUAAAAACACAAUCAGAAGAAAAAGGAAGCAUUGCAGAAAAGCUGUUGCAGAAUAAAAAACGCAUGAGAAAAAAGCGAGAUGCUUGGGAGCAAGAACGAAAAGAAUGGUGGGAGGAACGACAAAAACAGGAUGAAGAAAGAAAGCAGGAGGGGCAAACAAAGUUCGAAAGUCUCCAGAAAAAAUAUGAGCAGGAAAAAGCAAAAAGAAAAGAAGAAGAUCAAAUCCGAAAAGAACAGGAAGAGAGGGAGAGAAAAGAAUUAGAUGAAAAAUAUCAGGAAAAACUCGAAAUAAUGAAAACAAACUAUGAAGAAGAGGCCAGAAAACAAGCUGAAGAGUUCAAUGAAUUCAAAGAAACAUACACCAAGAACUUUGAAGCUCUGGUAGAAAAGUUUAACGAUGAACUGAAGGACCUGAGGCAAAAAUAUGAAGGGCAAAAAAGUGACUACGCACUUUUAAAUGAGCUCUCCAGCCACAAAGAACAACAACUGAAAGAUGAAUUAAAAGAACUAGAAAAUAAAUUUGAACAAGAAGGGAAACACAUCAAAAAGAAACAAAAGAACAACUGCAGAGUAGCUUAA